GCUCUGAACCUCUUUAACCAGGAACAAAAGCAACCAAAGGAACAGCUUGACAAUGGCGGCUCUUCACUCCCCUCAGUACCACCCUAUACCGGAUACCCUUUUCCUCCUAACCCCCCAAAACCGCCGCCAUGCUCGCCUCGAACCUCUCCCUCCCGCGCUCGGUCCACGGGCGCCCGAAAGACCGAAACUUUCCGUCCCGAGCGCGCGCCUACUGCGGCCCCGUAGCGCCGCCACGGCCGGCCCCGGUCGUGCUGGGGUUCGGCAGCCUGAUGGAGACGUUCGUGGUGGAGGUGCGGAGGGCGGAGAGCAGGGCGCUGGACGUGCCGCUGGCCGCGCCGUUUACGAUCGCGACGUUGAGGUUGGAGAGGAUGGGCAACGAGGCGGUGCGGGUGGAGCUGAGGAACGGCUGCGCGGGGUGGGGGGACGAGCCGGUGCUGCCGUCCGUGACGGCGGAGGAGAAGGCGAGGGAGGCCUGCGAGGUGCUGAGGAGGAACCCCGCCAUGGCGCUGGGGAGGGCUUUGGGAGAGAUAGCGGCCAUUCUUCCUGGACACGAGUUCGCUUCUGUUCAGGCAGGAGUUGAGAUGGCAUUGAUUGAUGCAGUUGCCAACAGCAUCGGAACACCAUUGUGGAAAUUAUCUGGUGGAGCUUUGAAUACAUUAACAACAUAACAAUUCCAAUUGUGUCACCAGCUGAAGCUGCUUAGUUGGCUCUUAAAUGUCGGAAACAGGGUUUCCAAACUUUGAAGCUCAAGGUGAGCAAGGAUCUGAAAGCAGAUAUCAAGGUUCUUCAAG
Eucalyptus grandis is the source of this 791-nucleotide messenger RNA. RefSeq names its product L-Ala-D/L-amino acid epimerase-like. NCBI's taxonomy places the organism in Eukaryota, Viridiplantae, Streptophyta, Magnoliopsida, Myrtales, Myrtaceae. The record is from RefSeq and is a predicted model, not a curated record. Bases 129 to 668 code for a protein of 179 amino acids. The transcript is spliced from 3 exons.